CUGGUUCAGUGUCUCUAGCAAGGCUGAAGGGGCUUCCACACAAGUGAGAAUGGUUUUGAGCCGGAGGACUCGGGCUCCAAAGCCGCUCUCGAAACCUCUCAUUGAAGACGAAGACGACGAUGCCACGGAAUACGGCGACAUUUGCUGCGAGGAAUGCGGGUCCGGCGACUGCGCCGCCAAGCUUCUUCUCUGCGACAAGUGCGACAGAGGGUACCAUUUGUUUUGCGUUAGACCCAUCUUGGUUUCGGUGCCCAAGGGGUCGUGGUUCUGUCCCUCUUGCUCCAUGCACAGGAUCAAAUUAAAGUCCUUCCCCCUUGUUCAAACCAAGAUUGUUGAUUUCUUUCGCAUUCAAAGAUCUUCAGACUCAACCCAAAAUUUAAGUCAAGAUUAUCGAAAGAAGCGGAAGCGGGCUAGUAGCUUAGUGAUGUCAAAGAAGAAAAGGAGGAUGUUACCGUUCAACCCAAGUGAGGAUCCUACAAGGAGAUUGGAGCAAAUGGCGUCACUUGCAACGGCAUUGACAGCCACCGGGACAGAAUUUAGUAAUGAGCUCACAUACAUGCCUGGCAUGGCACCAAGGUCUGCUAAUCGUGCAGCCCUUGAGGAGGAAGGAAUGCAGGUCUUGUCAAAAGAAGAUACUGAAACCUUGAAUUUGUGCAAGAGCAUGAUGGAGAGAGGGGAAUGGCCACCUCUAAUGGUUGUUUUUGAUCCUCAUGAAGGGUUCACGGUUGAGGCAGACAGGUUUAUAAAGGAUUUAACAAUAAUUACAGAAUAUGUUGGAGACGUUGAUUACUUAAAGAAGCGUGAAAAUGAUGACGGGGAUAGCAUGAUGACAUUGCUUUCUGCUGCUGAUCCUUCAAAAAGCCUUGUCAUUUGUCCUGACAGGCGUAGUAACAUUGCCCGCUUCAUCAAUGGCAUUAACAAUCACACGCUGGACGGGAAAAAGAAGCAGAACCUCAAAUGUGUGAGAUUUGAUGUCAAUGGUGAGUGUCGGGUUUUACUGAUUGCAAACAGAGAUAUACCAAAGGGAGAGAGGUUGUACUAUGAUUACAAUGGAUAUGAACAUGAAUACCCAACUGAGCACUUUGUUUAACCUUUUUCCCUUGUCCGAGAUCCCCCACACUAGAUUAAUUGAAAGCAUUUGGCCACUAACAGGCUCAUUGUAUUGCCAACUUCUCAUGAUUGCUUUUCUUUAACCCAUAAUUCUUUACUUUAUUUAACUGCAAAAUUUCAAGAAUAAUGAUUACUACCUUG
Molecule: messenger RNA, 1251 nt
Organism: Corylus avellana
Lineage: Eukaryota; Viridiplantae; Streptophyta; Magnoliopsida; Fagales; Betulaceae
Gene: ATXR6
Product: TRITHORAX-RELATED PROTEIN 6
Molecular function (GO): protein binding
Source: RefSeq, a predicted model, not a curated record